AUGUCGGCGCUUCGUUCACAACCUUUACAGCCAUUAAAUAGUGGCCAGCUCAAUGCCAGAGCUAAUAACAUUACUCCUGUCAAAUCGAUUAGACGCCCAAAGGAAAAUGUUCAACCGACAGAUCAAAAACAAAAGAAAAAGAAGGAAAAGUUAUCGGCAUUGUGUAAGACACCACCAUCUAUAGUGAGAACUAGAAAUGGACGAGACUAUCGUCGAGGAAACUUUUUGGGUGAAGGAGGGUUUGCUCGUUGUUUUCAAAUGAAGGAUGCUUCUGGUCAAAUCUAUGCCGCUAAAACAGUCGCAAAGGCCUCAAUCAAAAACGAAAAAACAAAAACAAAACUAUUAUCAGAAAUCAAAAUUCAUAAAUCUUUGAGACAUCCAAAUAUUGUUAACUUUGUUGAUUGUUUUGAAGAUGAUGUUAAUGUAUACAUAUUAUUAGAAAUCUGCCCUAAUCAAUCCUUAAUGGAACUCUUGAAAACAAGAAAAAGAGUGUCUGAACCUGAGGUCAGAUUCUUUAUGGUGCAAAUUGUUGGUGCCAUCAAAUACUUACACUCUAGACGAGUGAUUCAUAGAGAUUUAAAACUUGGAAAUAUUUUUUUCGACCCUGAAAUGAAUUUAAAAAUUGGUGAUUUUGGUUUAGCAUCUGUUUUACCUUCAACUGAUUCCAGAAAGUACACGAUUUGUGGUACACCAAAUUAUAUUGCUCCAGAAGUUUUAGGCGGUAAAAACACUGGCCAUAGUUUUGAAGUAGAUAUUUGGGCCAUUGGAAUUAUGAUGUAUGCUUUGUUGGUUGGUAAACCCCCAUUUCAAGCUAAAGACGUGAAUGUUAUUUACGAAAGAAUAAAGAAAACAGAAUACUAUUUCCCAGAAGACAAGCCAAUUUCUGAGUCUGCCAAACAAUUGAUCAAAGACUUGUUGAGCUUAAAUCCAUUACACAGACCUACCAUCGAUGAGAUAUUGCUGUAUGAUUGGUUUAAAGGUCCUUUCCCGGAUAAGACUUAUGAAGUCAGUUUGCAAACUCUUCCACCGGGCCUUGAUCAAAUCACAAGAGCUCAAUCACUGGCCAAUUUCAAGUAUGCAAAGGAUUCAGCUGGAAUCUACACACCAAAAAAUAAGAACCCAGUUGAGAUUUUGCGUGCAGAUUUGCAUUCGGAACAACCAAGAACUUUACUUCCUCUGUCACUAUCACCGAAUGAUACUAGAAACAAAUAUCAAGAGGUGGAUCCUGGCCAAUUAGGAAGACCUAGAAGAGUCAAUUUUAGCUCCAAUUUUUCAACAGCAAUCAAAAGACUCAACCAGGUGUGUUUUGAAACUUAUCAGACCAUGAGAAGAUUGGAACAUUCAAGACACGAUGAAGUCGAUGCAAGUGAAUUUCCAAAUUGCGAGAAUCCAACUUUGAUCAGCAAAUGGGUGGAUUAUUCAAAUAAAUAUGGGUUUUCAUAUCAACUUAAUAAUGACGACAUAGGAGUUUUGUUCAAUGAUGAAAACACAUUAUUGAAACGCCAUAAUUCAGAUAGAUUUUUAGAAUUGAUCUAUCAUGAAAAUGAAGGGUGGACUUGCAUUGAAAACUCUCUUGCCAACCCUCCUGCUCAAGCUAAAAGACAGUUAGAAAUUGUUGAUUUUUUUGCAAAAUACAUGAAUAGUAAUUUGUCUAAAGUCAGUGAAAUCGAAGAAAGGAAAGAAACUGUGUUUUUAAGACGCUACACCAGAACUCCUGAUUACAUAAUGUUUGAAAUGACAAACGGAAACUUUCAGUUCAACUUUAAAGACCACCAUAAGAUCUGUAUAUCGAAAACAGGGUUGGCUAUUACACAUAUCUCGCCAGGGCGUUUAACUCAAACACAACCGCUAAUUCUGGUUUUGAAACAAGGUAACUUUCAAUAUGAAGAUGUUCCUGACUGUAUAGAGAAAAUAAUGGUCAUCAAAGAAGCUAUCAAGAAAAAAGCAUUUAAAGAAGCUUAG
Candida dubliniensis CD36 is the source of this 1962-nucleotide messenger RNA. It is a transcript of the gene CDC5, whose product is annotated as polo kinase. Gene Ontology annotation, cellular component: cytoplasm; spindle pole body; spindle pole. The transcript has a single exon. Lineage: Eukaryota; Fungi; Ascomycota; Pichiomycetes; Serinales; Debaryomycetaceae. The record is from RefSeq and is a predicted model, not a curated record. Gene Ontology annotation, biological process: mitotic cell cycle; protein phosphorylation; regulation of cytokinesis. Gene Ontology annotation, molecular function: protein kinase activity; protein binding; ATP binding. The coding region runs from base 1 to 1962 and encodes 653 amino acids.